This is a messenger RNA of Amphiprion ocellaris (clown anemonefish), 1329 nucleotides long. RefSeq names its product growth arrest and DNA-damage-inducible, gamma b, tandem duplicate 1 (gene gadd45gb.1). Gene Ontology annotation, biological process: regulation of cell cycle. The transcript has 3 exons. Gene Ontology annotation, cellular component: nucleus; cytoplasm. The record is from RefSeq and is a predicted model, not a curated record. Lineage: Eukaryota; Metazoa; Chordata; Actinopteri; Pomacentridae. Bases 85 to 552 code for a protein of 155 amino acids.
UCUGAAAGCACUCUGCUCUCUCUCGGAUUUACUCUCCGAUCACACUCUCUAAAGCUCCACUGAAAACUGCGGAAUAUCUUCAUCAUGACUCUUGAGGAGGUUCUGAUCCAGAAAACCACCACCGAGUGCGCCUCGUGCACCGGAACGGCCCUGGAGGAGGUUCUGGAGGCCGCCAAGGACAACGACUCCCUCACCGUGGGGGUCUACGAGUGCGCAAAAGUUAUGAAUCUUGAUCCGGACAGCGUGUCUUUCUGCGUCCUGGCCAUGGACGAGGAGUUCGAGUGUGACAUCGCCCUGCAGAUCCACUUCACCCUCAUCCAGUCCUUCUGCUUCGACAACGACAUCAGCAUCGUCAGAGUGAGCGACAUGCAGCGUCUGGUGGAGAUAGUUGGAGACAAGGCGGAGCAGCUGGAAGACGCUCACUGCGUCCUCAUCACGAACCCAGCUGAAGGUUCUUGGGAGGAUCCAGCUCUGGAGAAGCUGCACCUGUUCUGUGAGGAGAGCCGCCGUCUGAACGACUGGGUUCCUGAGAUCAGCCUCCCCGAGCGCUGAUCUGCUCUCAGGGCUCCUCUCUUUGCUGGAAGAUGCUGCAAAAAGCUUCUCAUCUGGAAAUACUUCAUCCUAAAGCAGGAUGACCCUGUUUCUGCUCAUCCCUGGACACUCCUGAGGAGGAUUCCCGUCCAGGCAGCACGGCGCCGGGCCCCCAGGAGGCCCCCCGUGGACCGUCGCCUCCUGUCCCGUCCAUGCCAAGAUGACUCUCAUUCUUUGUGUGAAUGAGGUCGGGCAUGCCACAGGAGCGACGCAUCGACCCUCAUUCUUUGUGCGGAUGAGGUUUGGAGAGGAAGGAGAAGCGAGUUCUGCGUCCUGUGGUUCUCCACAGAGCAAAUGUCGCACGUGGAAAAAAGCACGCGCAGUAGGAGAAGAAGCGGUGCUGAGGAAGAGGCCUUGUUAAAAAGGGACUUUUUAAAGGUGUCCUCUUCACGCUGAGCAACACAACAACAAGCUGCACAUCAGCGCAAAUGUUUCCCACUUUCCAGAAUUGUCUUAAUUCUCUAAAGGUUUCACUUUAGAAAUUUAACGAUGACAAAAUAAAUAUACUCUGAAACUUAAAAAAAAAAAAAGAAAAACAAGUCUGAUCUCUAAAGGUUUCACUUUGGUAGAAAAAGGCUGAAUUAACUUAAUGUUUAUUAAUAAAAACAUAAUAAGAAUUUGUUAGAUUAAUCUACAUUUUAUUGUGUUUGAAGAUUUGACUCGAAGGUUUUGUUGGAAACUAAUUUAUGUCUGAAACAAAAUGGAGAAAAAAAAGUUCAAUAAAAUGAAAACAAAUGA